Molecule: messenger RNA, 1377 nt
Organism: Stegostoma tigrinum
Lineage: Eukaryota; Metazoa; Chordata; Chondrichthyes; Orectolobiformes; Stegostomatidae
Product: cytochrome P450 3A19-like
Exons: 8
Coding region: 2-1075 (357 amino acids)
Molecular function (GO): heme binding; iron ion binding; oxidoreductase activity, acting on paired donors, with incorporation or reduction of molecular oxygen
Source: RefSeq, a predicted model, not a curated record
GAUGCUCCCUCCCAUGGUCACAAAGGCUGAUGGUCUUGUGCAACACUUUGGAAUUUGCUUUAGGGAAGGAAAGCCUGUCAUUGUGAGAGAACUAUUUGCCCAGUACGCUCAGAACGUCCUGACGAUGUCACUCUUCAAUUUGGAUAUCUGCAGGAAUGACAGAAGCCAGACCUUCUUCUAUUACUGGGAUCUCCUGCUGCAGGCCCACUGCAGAUAUUCCACCAUCUCUGUGACACUGAUGUUUCCUGUCUUAAUGCCUCUCCUUCGGAAGAUUAAAUUCCAUUUAUUUUGGAAGGAAGCCAUUGGUUACUUCACAAGUUUGGUCCGUCAAGCCCAAGAGAGGACGGAAGAUUUCAAGGAGGCACAAAAAUGUGGCAGUUUUCUUCAGUACCUGUUAGAUCAUGAGGAAACCAAGAUGAGCAAAGGAAAGAAAUCACGACUGACCUCUGCGACGUUGACUGAAGAAGAAGUUGUGGCCCAGACCUUAGGCUUUCUCCUCCGUGCCUACCAGGCGACAACCCACACACUGGAGUUUGCAGCAUAUUUGUUGGCCAGGCACCCCAGCAUCCAACACCAACUUCAGCAGGAGAUCCGCACGGCCAUCAAACAACAGGGUGUCACUUAUGAAAGCAUCGAAGGAAUGGAAUACCUUGACAUGGUCGUCAUGGAAACACUGCGGUUGUUCCCCCCUCUGGUUUGGUUGCAGAGAACCUGUCCAAAGCCGGUGGAGGUAUGCGAUCUGAGAAUUUCCAGAGGAAUCCGGGUCACGGUACCUGUCUGGGUGAUGCAUCACAGCAGGGAAUUUUGGGACCAUCCAUGCAGAUUUGACCCACUGAGGUUCACAAGAGAAGAGCGUGAUCUGCGUGACCCCCUGUGCUACUUACCCUUUGGCCUUGGCCCUUUCAGGGUUAUUGGGAGUGAGUUCAGCAUCAUGAUGAUGAAAGUGGCCUUAGCUUCAAUUCUCGAGCGUUAUCGAUUUACCUGGUGUUCACAAACCCCGAUGUACCUUGACAUUGAGACGCUGGGUGUGACCAGGUCUAAAAUACCCAUCACCCUGCAGAUAGACCUGUUGUAGCUCGAAGGAAAAGAAUCAUGUUGAGAUAUUUGUCGACUUUACUGUUCAAGUGAUGCUCAUGUUGGAGAGCUUGUGAGGACGUUUCAGAGUAAUUGUCACUCAAAGCAUUUCUUCAGUGAUGUGAGAUGGCAGUGAUUAUAUAUCUGCCCAUUUACAAGACUGACUGAGAGGCGUUAUACAGGAAGAAACUUAAAGCCAUUCCCAAAUGCAUGUUUCACUGUUUAGAACUAAAGUGUAGCAGCACACCUCCCACCCCCAUUCUCCCUGUGCAUCUGUUGUAUAUUUCUGACUAGAAUCUUGCA